AUGGAUGACUUUUGGGCUCUUCCUCCUGUUGCCAGGACACUUACUGCACUCACUUUCAUCCAGUCAGCAUUGGUUCACAGCCACACGCUUAAUUACUACUUUAUCCCCUUCUUCCCUCAACUUAUCUUCAAACUUCGACCUGAACUAUGGAGAUUGUUUACUCCGUAUCUUUUGACCGAUCCAAAGUUGAAUGUUAUUUUUGACCUUUAUUUCAUGUACACAUAUUCAAGCAGACUGGAAUCCGGUUCGCCUCGAUUCAGCACCCCUGGAAGCUUUUUCAUCUAUGUGCUAUUCGUCGCGCUGGUCAUCAUGCUUACCGCAGGGUUUUAUUUGGGAGCCGGGGUAUUCACAAACGCUUUGAUCCUGGCAUUCGCAUACACAUAUUCUCAAGAUAACAAGGGUACCAAGACCAUGUUCUUCGUAGUCGAGAUACCGACGCUUCUUUUGCCGUGGGCAAGGCUUGCCUUGACCUUUGUCAUGAAGGGAUGGCACCGCGCAUCGGUCGAGUUGACGGGGAUAGUGGCCGCUCAUUUGUAUGACUUCCUGACUCGUAUCUAUCCAACUUUUGGUGGAGGGAAAAACUACAUUGUCACGCCAACGUUUGUUCGGAGAUGCUUUACCAAAUCUUUGCGCGAGGGGCAAGAACGCGUAUAUGGGCAAGCGUACCGACCCCCUGCCGAAAGCGAGAACUCCUCAAGCGGCUGGACAUCGUCUAUCCGGAAUACUUGGGAUAGCAGAGGCUCGGGACGUCGGCUUGGAGGAAACUAG
This is a messenger RNA of Aspergillus mulundensis, 768 nucleotides long. Its product is annotated as Derlin. Gene Ontology annotation, biological process: endoplasmic reticulum unfolded protein response. Gene Ontology annotation, molecular function: misfolded protein binding; ubiquitin-specific protease binding. NCBI's taxonomy places the organism in Eukaryota, Fungi, Ascomycota, Eurotiomycetes, Eurotiales, Aspergillaceae. Bases 1 to 768 code for a protein of 255 amino acids. The record is from RefSeq and is a predicted model, not a curated record. Gene Ontology annotation, cellular component: endoplasmic reticulum membrane; Hrd1p ubiquitin ligase ERAD-L complex. The transcript has 5 exons.